AUGACCGAUGAUCGUCGCUCUCGAUCACCGGCGACUCGUCGAAACGGCACCCUCCAGUCGUGCGAACCGUGCCGUAGAUCCAAGCAGCGAUGUGACCACGCCCGGCCGGUGUGUCGCCGGUGCGCGGCCAAGCGCAUCAACAACCAAUGCUUCUACCACCCAGCUCCGAUGACCAGGCGCAGACCCUCGGAUGCAACGCGUAUAGUCGCCGUGGCUCCAAACCGCUUGAAUAAUAAUAGCCGGCCCACUUCCAAUGCGUCUAGCCCUGGGUCAUUGGGCAGUACGCGUCUUUACGCACCACUGGAACGGCCAUCGGCUCUCACAGGAUACCUGGGCUCCACGAGCUACACGGCGGUCCUGGCCGAGCAUCGCAGUGAGAUCCCAUUCGAACCCGAGGAGAGUACCGACUCGGCCCCAGUCUUUUCGGUGGAGCCUGAUCGACUGCAGGCUGGGCUGGAGGUACUGCGAUUCCUCUAUAACUUCCCGGUGAAUCGAGUCCUCAUUAACAAGUUUUACGUCCGUACAUGGAAUGCCGUCGUGCCCAAGAUCGUCAUCGAGGCUAUUGUGCGUUCGAUCCAGCAGAUCUUUGACGCGUUGGAUCCCAAUGAUUUGACCUCCCAGCUGCAAGACCUGGCCACUCAGAUCUUCCACAAUUCAUCCCGACCCAUGACUACACACCAGUCCACAACGAUUGAAGAGUAUUGCUCUUCUUUCACUGGUUCUAAUUUUCGCUGGGAAUCCCUUGCGAAUAUCUUUCCGCUGUGUGGACAGCAGCUGGUGAUCACACCAGAUAAUGAUCCCGAUAUCGUCCAGGGAUCGGACGAUCCUCGAGCCAAGGACCGACUCCUGGAGCAAGUGACCGUCGCAAGCGCCAUCUGCCUUGGAUUUGUGGACCAGGCUUCGUCGAGCAAUGAGCUGCUAGCAUUUCUGCAGUACAACGACGUGAUGCUGCGGACGCAGCAGUAUGGCGAUUCAAGCUACCAAGCAUGGCGUCGGCUUGGUGAUCUGAUAGCCACCAUCUACGCUGCCGGUCUGCACCUGGACACCGAGGGUGUCGAUAACUGCCCCUUUUUCUUACGCCAGUGGCGGAGAGGCUGUUUCACAGCGACUUUUUACAUGGACAAGAUGAUGGCGACCUUUGUUGGACGCCCACCCUUUAUGAACCAUCGGUAUUGCACGAUGGUGGCGCCGUUGGAUUUGAGUGACGACGUCCUGAUUGCAGGGGGUGAUGCUCUCAGCCAAGCGAUUUCCGAGCUUGACAGUUCCGGAUGGAAUAGGAAGGGCCAGUACCACCGAAUGAGCCUCAACCGCCUGCGAUUCCUGCUCGCCAGGUCCAGAGAGGAAGCUCUCGAAAUUGCAUUGGGAACCUACAAGCCGCAUGACCUGAUCCAGAAAUCAAAUAAAAUCAAGGACAGAUUACGUUCCGUUUGGGAGACCACUCCGGAUCAUCUCCGAUAUGAUCGACAGGUGCAUGAAGAUACAUCCGAACCGGGGUGGCUAAUCCUUCUUUAUACCUAUCUGGAUUAUCUCUACACCUGCUUUCUGCUCCAGAGAGCUGUUAUCAAACAGACGAAUACCGGGCUCGAUGAUCUCUGCGAUAUAUCUCGUCAGCUGCUAGCGAUUGCCAUCCGCACCAGCACGUCACGAACUCCGCUGAUGGAUCUGGACCGUCAUUUUUCGUGGAUUGUUCUCACCUACGGUCUCCCCAGCGCCAGUGUCCUCCUACUCGAACUUUUGCGCCAGUCGCACCGGCCAGGCCCCCACCCUGUGGUUCUCCCGCGCGCCGAGCUGAUCCGCAAUCUCAGCGUCUUUGUGUCAUUUCUGUCGUGGGUGUCGCGUCCCGGGCAUGGCAAUUACCACACGUGCAAAGAAGCCGAGAAGAAACUCUCUUAUAUCCUCGACCGGCUGCUCGACCCGCAGCCCGUGCAAGCAGGCGUGGUGGACGAUGUCACGUCCGGUCUCGACAACUUCUUGGACUGGUCCAACUAUAACAUUUGGGACUUUACGUCGGAUUUGAUGCCGCUGACGGAUGGGUUUGCGUCGUGA
Messenger RNA from Penicillium alfredii, 2046 nucleotides. Its product is annotated as putative C6 transcription factor. Gene Ontology annotation, biological process: DNA-templated transcription; regulation of DNA-templated transcription. Gene Ontology annotation, cellular component: nucleus. Gene Ontology annotation, molecular function: zinc ion binding; DNA binding; DNA-binding transcription factor activity, RNA polymerase II-specific. NCBI's taxonomy places the organism in Eukaryota, Fungi, Ascomycota, Eurotiomycetes, Eurotiales, Aspergillaceae. Bases 1 to 2046 code for a protein of 681 amino acids. The transcript has 5 exons. The record is from RefSeq and is a predicted model, not a curated record.